Molecule: messenger RNA, 1543 nt
Organism: Cuscuta epithymum
Lineage: Eukaryota; Viridiplantae; Streptophyta; Magnoliopsida; Solanales; Convolvulaceae
Source: the annotation of a GenBank genome assembly
GUGAGUACAUGAUUCUGUGAUUCCGAUUCUAACUUUUAACGAACAAGAACCACAAUCAAUGUUUGCAAAAAAAAAAAAAAAAAAGAACCACAAUCAAUUCCAAAUACUAGUAGUCGGACUCCGUAUAUAACUAAACAAGGCAUUCCCCGACUCCGUAUUAUAUACUCACGUCGUUAAGACUUAAGGGAGGUUUGGAGUCGCAACUCCAAAGCCGAUCAGUUCGGAAUUCGGAUGGCUGCUGGGUUAGGAAAGAAGAUGAGUAGGAGGAGGAUGAGAAGCAAAAUAAACGGAGUUUUCCACGACGAUGUUCUGGUGGAGGUCCUGCAGCGUGCCCCGCCUGACUCGGUGGCGCGUUGUAAAGCCGUGUGCAAGCGGUGGCGAGACCUAAUUUCGACUCCUUUUUUCUUCGACCGUUUUCGCGGCCACCACCAGCUCAUGAGCCGCGAAGUGGAGUGCGUCGCCACCCGCUGCUCCACCGCGGCGCAUCUGUUCCUGUUUCAUCCUCACUUUGAGCGCCUAUUUUCCCUGGACUUCCUCCCCUUUUACGAAGCAUCAAUAAAUUGGAAAUUCGUGAUGGGUUUCUGCGAAGGCUUGUUGUUAUUGUGCGAUCCAAGGAACAUAUAUCAUCUGUUUUACUACAUAGUUAACCCGAUCACCAAGACCUGGGCCGGUCUCCCCGCAGCGCCGCCGUGGGUACAUAGAUAUUUGGAUGUAAUUGUGGGCUUCGCUUAUUACCCGGACCUUCCCCGCCCCCGCUUCAAGAUUGUCCGAAUUCUUCUACCCCGGAAGCACAGACGGGCGUCGGGUUUUGAAGUUGUGACCUUUUGCUCCGAGACAGGAAAGUGGGCUCAGGGAACAGUGACAUUUCCCGAGCCCAUCGUCUGGACGUGCUUCAUGGCUUUUCAACACGCCGUUUUCUACCAAGGGUACCUGCAUUGGAUGGAUGAGGAGAUGCGGGCAAUUCUUUACGAUGUCGAAAACGACAAGAUCGCUUGUAUCCUGAAUCGGCCCAAGGAGGCCGCCUUGGAGGCGGAGGGACUAUUUUGUUUUGGUCUGUGCAGUGGCCGGUUUUACGCGGCGGCGCUGCACUAUGCCACAUUGAGGAUAUGGGAGCUGAAGCACCAGGGGCACGGGCGGCCGGAGUGGACUAUGCAGCGGCAGGUACAUCUGCAAGACGGCAGCAGCAUCAAGCACGGCCGGGAGUGGCUGCCUGUAAUAUCAACUUUACGCCUACCAUUGCUGGCUAUUCAUCCCUUGGAUAUCAAUGUUGUUUAUAUACGUAUUCAAAAUGAGGUUAUUUCUUGCAAUUUGAGAACCAAAACCCUGAAAUUCUUUUGCAAGAUACCUCCGCCAACUAAAUACAAUUUGACACACAGCAUCAUGCUUCCGCCCUGGCCAACUCCCAUACCCCAAAUUUUCAACUCAACUGAUCCAGGAAAAGUGAUUGAUGGAGCAUAAUCCUAUUACUAGCCAUAAGGUCCAUAACCUUUGUUUGAUGAAGGAGAUAUGAGAUCAUUUAGUUAAAUUAGAGCACUAAUGUACA